AUGAUUCUGGCGUCGUUGGAGCUGGUUCGGUUACAGUUGCCAACUGAUCCAUGGCAGCAGGACGCCGCUCGUGCGAGACAACAGGCGGUCCGAAAAGGCCAGAAUCCGUCGUUCUGGUUUGGUCCAACUGGAUACAGGGCUGUGGAGUAUAAAGAAUGGAAACGACGAAUGGAUCAGGCUCUUAAUAAAGCGCAGAAUGUCGGCAAGAGCGUCAACCUUGCAAAAGAAGUGUACUCAGAGAUCAGAGAAAAUAACCGACAGCUGUCUCAUAAGAUCCUGGAGGAACUGAAACGAGAGAACGAGCAGGAUGCUCAGACCAGAGAAAACAAAGCAUUAAUCGAGCUGAAAGAAGAAGAGGGCCACGACAUCGCCUCGUCCUCAUCCGCUUCCACCUCAAACUCCAACAUCAACUCUUCAACAUCCGAUUCUCGGAACUUGAACACUAAUAACAAUAAUAACAGCAACGGGAAGAGCGCGACAGGCGAGAAAUCGAGAACCGAUUCGCUGAGUGUCGACUCGCUGAUGUCGGCAAUCGAGUCGCUGUCAACCACGAAAUCCGACGAAUGGGACGCCCUCGAGCCCUGGGAAAAACUGCGACUCGAAACCGACAUCGCCGUCCGAAUCAUGCCCCACACCCGCGGUGUCCAAGAACAGGCCGCCGACAAAUCCCUCAGCAUCAAUCUCAGCCUCGACGACGACUCUCCUUCUACGUAG
This is a messenger RNA of Sugiyamaella lignohabitans, 714 nucleotides long. RefSeq lists its product as uncharacterized. The coding region runs from base 1 to 714 and encodes 237 amino acids. The record is from RefSeq and is a predicted model, not a curated record. Lineage: Eukaryota; Fungi; Ascomycota; Dipodascomycetes; Dipodascales; Trichomonascaceae. Gene Ontology annotation, cellular component: mitochondrial inner membrane. The transcript has a single exon.